AUGAUAAAAGAAUCACAAAUAAAAUUAAAAAAAGAAUUUAAUAAUUCUUUAAAUAAAAUACAAAAUAAAAAUAGAAGAUUUAAUAGACAAAAUAUGCAAUCUUUAAAAGAAGAAUGAAAAAAUCAAUUUAUAGUAAAACAAAGUUUUAAAUGAUUAUAUGGAAAAAAUAAUUUUUUAAGUUUAAAUGAAAGUAAAAAAAUAAAUAAUAAUAAUCAAUUAAAAUUUAGUAAAAAUGUUAAAUUACAAGAAAAACAAUUUAAAAAAAUAUCUAAUUUUGAUAGUAUAGAAACAAGAAUAGAUGUUUUGAUAUGUCGAUUAAAUUGAGCAAAUACUUUACAUGAGGCCAGAAAUUUAUUAAAAAAUAAUCAAAUAAAUAUUUAUUAUAAUAAUAAAAAAAUAAAUAAUCAUAAUACUAUUAUAUAUUUAAAAAAAGGUUUAAUGUUAGAAUAUAUUAAUUCAACUAAUAAUCACAAUAAUUCAUCAUGAAAUUUAUCUUACGUUUUACAAUUUAAUGAAAAUAAUUCUUCAUAUGCGGUUAUAAUUAAAAAUCCAACAUUUAAAGAACAUCAAGAAAUACUUAAUUAUUGAUUGAAAACUGCUAUUAAUGAAACAUCUAAUAAUAAAUUAUCUAAAAAUGCUACUAAAAGAUUAGAAAAAAUUAAUCAUUUAAUUACUAAAUACGAUAAAUUAAAAUUAUUUUAA
This is a messenger RNA of Monosiga brevicollis MX1, 702 nucleotides long. NCBI's taxonomy places the organism in Eukaryota, Choanoflagellata, Craspedida, Salpingoecidae. The record is from the annotation of a RefSeq genome assembly.